Molecule: messenger RNA, 1291 nt
Organism: Asparagus officinalis (garden asparagus)
Lineage: Eukaryota; Viridiplantae; Streptophyta; Magnoliopsida; Asparagales; Asparagaceae
Product: hydroxyacylglutathione hydrolase cytoplasmic
Exons: 7
Coding region: 260-1036 (258 amino acids)
Molecular function (GO): hydroxyacylglutathione hydrolase activity
Source: RefSeq, a predicted model, not a curated record
UUUAUCCGCGCAGAAGUGGAGGCCGGAGGGUCCAAGGUCGAAUGUAGUCGGUCCUACACAAAGUUCAGUCAAGCCUUCGCAGCAGCCUCGCGUAGAAAAGACGGCGCCUGGCCGCUUCGCCCUCAGGACACGUGAAGCGCACGUGUCACAGCCGCCGGGCGGUCGAAGCGCACAUGACUGAUAGAUACCAUAAGAACCAGCCAGAAGAACAAAGAAAACCCAAAAGAAUCGCGAGAGAGAGAGAGAGGGAGCGCAGAAGAUGAAGAUCGUCCACAUCCCUUGCUUAGAAGACAACUACGCCUACUUGAUCGUGGAUGAGAGCACGAGGGAAGCAGCGGUGGUGGACCCCGUGGAGCCGGCGAAGAUCAUCGCGGCGGCGAACGAGAUCGGGGCCGAUCUCAAGCUCGUUCUCACCACUCAUCACCACUGGGAUCAUGCUGGUGGAAAUGAGAAGCUGAAGCAGUUGGUGCCAGAAAUUAAGGUCUAUGGCGGUUCAAUAGAUAAUGUUAAAGGAUGCACAAAUAAGUUGGAGAAUGGGGAUAGGCUUAGUUUUGGGGCAGAUAUCAAGAUCCUCGCUCUGCAUACACCAUGCCACACCAAAGGCCAUAUAAGUUAUUUUCUGACGAGCAACGAGAAAGAAGAUCCAGCUGUAUUUACUGGAGACACAUUGUUCAUAGCUGGUUGUGGGAAGUUCUUUGAAGGCACUGCUGAACAGAUGUAUGAAUCACUGUGCGUGACAUUGGGUUCGUUGCCAAAGCCAACUCGAGUUUUCUGUGGCCAUGAGUACACAGAGAAGAACUUGAGGUUUGCAUUAACUGUUGAGCCAGAGAAUGAAAAGAUUAAGCAGAAGCUAUUAUGGGCUCAAAAACAACGUGAAGCAAACCUGCCAACCAUUCCAUCCACCAUUGCAGAAGAGUUUGAAACAAAUCCUUUCAUGCGUGUUGAUCUACCGGAGAUACAGGCUAAAGUUGGUUGUCGCUCUCCCAUUGAAGCCCUUAAGGAAAUUAGGAGGCUGAAAGAUACAUGGAAAGGCUGACACAAAUGGACUAUUUCAUAUGAGAGUUAAAAGCUUUAUGCUACAUAUGUUUUCGUCAAGGCUUUGUUGCUCAAAGACUGAAUUGCGUCUGAUGUAAACUAUAAAAUGCUCUUAUCAAUUAUGGCUUUGUGUGUGUGUGUAUAUGGUGUAAGUUUUGCUGGUGGGAGUUUUAGGAUACUGCAUAAUGUACUGUUUGGAAUCAUAAAUCAUAAUGCAUCCAUACGCCUGUUUUAAGCGUGGAUGUGCCUCUGAAUA